Messenger RNA from Penicillium angulare, 2997 nucleotides. Its product is annotated as kinesin family protein. The coding region runs from base 1 to 2997 and encodes 998 amino acids. Gene Ontology annotation, molecular function: ATP binding; microtubule binding; microtubule motor activity. Gene Ontology annotation, biological process: microtubule-based movement. Lineage: Eukaryota; Fungi; Ascomycota; Eurotiomycetes; Eurotiales; Aspergillaceae. The transcript has 2 exons. The record is from RefSeq and is a predicted model, not a curated record.
AUGGCCGCCUCCGAUGGCGCCUCUUCAAUCACGGUCGCGGUCCGCGUACGACCUUUUACAAUCCGAGAAGCAGCUCAAAUAACCAAGACCGAUGAUGGCCCUCUUUUCCUUGGCGACGGAUCGCUAGCAGGUGUCCCUGCACCAAAGUUGAACCAAAAGGGAAUUCGAUCCAUUGUGAAGGUGAUCGACGAUCGAUGUUUAGUGUUUGACCCUCCCGAAGACAACCCGGUCCAGAAGUUUUCCAGGAGCGUGGUGCCCAAUGGCAAGCGCGUCAAGGAUCAGACCUUCGCCUUCGAUCGUAUCUUCGACCAAAAUGCCUCCCAAGGUGAGGUUUACGAGUCAACUACUCGCGGCCUUCUCGAUAGCGUUCUCGACGGCUACAAUGCGACAGUCUUUGCAUACGGUGCCACGGGUUGUGGAAAGACCCAUACCAUUACAGGAACUUCCCAGCAGCCUGGAAUUAUUUUCUUGACCAUGCAAGAGCUUUUCGAGCGAAUCGAUGAGCGAUCAAGCGAGAAGUCAACCGAGAUCUCUCUGUCCUACCUAGAAAUUUACAACGAAACUAUUCGCGAUCUUCUCGUUCCACCAGGUGCAAAGGGUGGUCUUAUGCUUCGUGAAGAUGCGAACCAGUCAGUCUCUGUGCCUGGAUUGUCAAGCCACCACCCACAAAAUGUUCAGGAAGUCAUGGAUAUGAUUAUGCGUGGCAAUGAAUGCCGUACCAUGUCUCCGACUGAGGCCAAUGCGACCUCGUCUCGAUCUCACGCCGUCCUCCAAAUCAACGUGGCUCAGAAGGAUAGGAAUGCCGAUGUGAAUGAGCCUCAUACUAUGGCAACUCUGAGUAUCAUCGAUCUUGCGGGAAGUGAACGAGCAAGUGCUACGAAGAACCGAGGCGAGCGCCUCCUUGAAGGUGCUAAUAUCAACAAGUCCCUCCUGGCCCUAGGUAGCUGCAUUAAUGCACUCUGUGACCCUCGGAAGCGAAAUCAUAUCCCUUACCGAAAUUCGAAGCUUACUCGACUUCUGAAGUUUGCUCUCGGCGGAAAUUGCAAAACUGUCAUGAUCGUUUGCGUUAGUCCAUCAAGUCAGCACUUCGACGAGACUCAGAACACGCUACGCUACGCCAACCGUGCAAAGAAUAUCCAGACCAAGGUUACCCGAAAUGUGUUCAAUGUCAACCGCCACGUUAAAGACUUUUUGGUCAAGAUUGACGAACAAAUGAAGCUCAUCAAUGAACUCAAGGCGCAACAGAAGGACCAAGAGACUGUGGCGUUCGUAAAAUUCAAGAAACAAAAUGAGAAGAAAGACGCAGUUAUGCGUGAAGGUGUUGCUCGUAUCCGCAAUGCAUACGAACAUGCUCAGCCAGAGAGACAGGAGAAGACCAAUAAUAUGCUUAAGUUAAGACAGAUCAGCCGCAGGAUCGGUAUUCUCUCGUCUUGGAUCGCAGCCUUUGACACGGUCUGUGCCGCUCGCGAAGACGGCGAGGGCAUCGCAAACUUGUGGGCAAUUCGCAAGUCCGCACAAGGUAUCCUUAUCGAGUUGGAGGGCAGCCGACACCACUAUCAUCAACGACUAUCUAAAAGUACAUGGGACCGAGCGAUGAUUUCGGCUGUUGAAAACGCGACCAAACAGCUGCAGGAUUUCGAUAUUAGUGACGCUAGCGAUUACGCCAAUUUGGACAGAGAAGCCGAGCUUCUCAGAUCAAAUGCAGAGCGCGAGGCCUUGUCUGCAGUAGUGGAACAGGACAAAGCUGGCGAAGCUGGUGCUGUGCAGCUUCUUCUUCAGGCACAAUUCGAAUUGAUGUCCUCCAUUGAAGACAUAAUGCAACUCAAUGCAACCGAGGCUAUUCAAAAAGGGCGUGUUAUUCUUGGCAAGAUGUUGGAAGAAUGUUCGAAUGCGGCAUCCAACCUUGUAAAGUCUGAUGGCAGCUUGUCUGCCAUGCCUGCUAGCCCAGUCAAACCAGCUAGUCCGGCAAAGCCUAAGAAGAGGUUCAGCAUGGUCAGCAUGCCGCCACCGAUGAAGAGCCUCCAACCAUCUGUUCAAAUUGCACAUGUUGCUCCGCCAUCCCCCAUAAAGGGUUCGCCCCGUCGCCGCAAGGCCGCCGCUGGUCGUAAAAGUGUUAGCUUUUCACCAAAGAAGUCACAAGCUAAAUCAACUAAGCGGUCAGUUCGUUGGAAGGAUGAUGAGGAAGACGCUCCCUUGACCGAGUUCCAAAACACACCCCAAAAGGACGACUCUUUUGAUGAGUUCAGCUCCGAAGAGACUUCCGAACCCGUCUUACCACGAUCGUCGUCUCCUAUUCCACGAAACAUCCCUCGGGUCGUUAGCCCAUCGGGGAUUUCUUCUCCUGUCCCAGCAUCCGGCGAUUCAAUGCUCAGUGUUCAGAAGAACAACAGUCGGUUCAAGGCUGGAUUUCUUUCCAAGAGAGCUGGAAGCUCACCUCUAGCACCUCCCCCUACCGCGUCUCUUCCACUUUCUGAUACUGGAAACUCCCCCCUUCGUGAUAUUGAGGGCAGCAGCUUCCUCAAUCGUGCCUCGUCGGAACGACCUUCUCGUAUCGCCGUGCGCAGCCCGAGUGGAAAUUUCUCGAGCAGCCCAGUCGCCGAUAGUAAAUCAGAAAGCAAUGACAACUGGAAGUCUGAGAAGGACGAGGCGAUCAAAAUUAAUUCCGCCAUGCGUCGUAUCUCCAGUGGACAUUUCGGACCAACUGCCAACUCUCUACGCGUCCACCGUCGACGCAGCCCCAGCUCUAACACAUACGGUAGCUCGCCGAGCGAGAACAAUAUGUUCACCGCAUCGCAGGCUCGUCGUAUGGUAAAAAGUGAGCGAGAGGUAGAAACUAAGCCUAGAGUCUUCAGCCCUCACACGCUACCAGUGAUGAAGAAUACAGGUCGACGUACUACCUUGGGAGGAGAUAUCCGACCUCGACAUGCCAGUCUUUCCAGCAGAGAUGCCAUGCGACUGAGUGCCAUGGCAACUCCACAAGUCGAUCGCUCGUCAUGA